Molecule: messenger RNA, 2025 nt
Organism: Aspergillus melleus
Lineage: Eukaryota; Fungi; Ascomycota; Eurotiomycetes; Eurotiales; Aspergillaceae
Product: protein-arginine deiminase domain-containing protein
Exons: 3
Coding region: 107-1852 (581 amino acids)
Cellular component (GO): cytoplasm
Molecular function (GO): protein-arginine deiminase activity; calcium ion binding
Source: RefSeq, a predicted model, not a curated record
UGCCAGGAUCAGAGGCAAACACAGACUCUAUAAAUUCAGACCACUUCCACGCCGGCGUUUCCAACCGAGUCCAAGGUUUAUUUGUUAAACCCUCAUUCCCUUGACCAUGAAUACCCGCAGUGCCUUGUUAGGCCUUCUGUUGUUCCCCGCUGCAUUGGCAGGAAAGACCGGUCCUCGCGCGGACAUACGUGCAGACAUAAAUAGAGACGGCACCAUCGAUUUGACCGGUGACACGGACGUUACGGGGAAGCAGGAAUGGACCGAGUGUCGCGGCGCUGUGUUCCUCCCUAAUAUCGGAGACACUGACCGACGAUGCUCUAAGAAGGCCCUUAGCGGACCACCACUAUCCAACGAGGAGCUAGACAAGUGCAAUGAUGCCUCGGACAAUAUCCAGCGAGCUUCCGACCUGAUGGCUCCUGUCUGGACGGUCCCCAUUCUAGGCCUCCCUGGCGAUGCUCAGGGCUUUGUCUCCGUUGUUCAGAAGCGGGCGCGCGAGAAUGUUCGCGUCUUCCGCCCUGAUGGCGCCGGGUGGGCGUUUGUGAACUCCACUCAUGCGUUUACUAAGAAAGAACUGGAGAGGGGACUGAAGCUUGGUGUCGAUGGGCGCGAUACUCGCCGUCCCAAUGGCUGGGAUGGCCACGCCACUCUGCGCUUUUCGAUCAUCGGAAAGAAUCUAAACUCGACGGAUGAAGUGCAUAUGAGAGUCGCCCCAGUGCUUACUCACCAUCACCUGCAAUCCGUGCAGCAGGUCAUUACUGUUCAGGGAAACGCUACUGAAACGCCGUGGCAAAAAAAUAUACCGAAGACCUCUCAAAGGCCCAGCGAUAUCUGGGCCCAGGACUUCAUGGAGCCCGGAUUUGCUAAUAUGCCCGGACCCAACGGUACUAUCUCUAUCAGAAUUAUGAUCCGCUGUCCCCAGGACUCCCGUGUAGCCGGUCGCCAACUGUUCGAAUACUACCGCAAGGCUGGCGUAGGAGCAGUCCAACAUCUCGGCGGCGCGCGUGACGAGAUCAAUUCUGGUGGAAAUAUCGAAACCGUGCCUCCACACAAUGCCCACGGAAAGUUAUGGCCGGCUGGGCGCGUUAUCCUCGGUACCCAUGGUAAACAGAAGCACCAUAUUCUUCCCUACCUCCAGGCGCAGGAGACGCAAGACCCAAUUCUCCUCGAUACUGACUGGCUAGCUAUCGGCCAUGUGGAUGAAUUCCUUCAAUUUCUGCCCGCUGACAAUGACCGCGGGUGGCUGGUGGUAGUUGAUGACCCUCGAGCAGGAAUCCAACUGCUCAAAGAUCUCCAACAAGCCGGCCACGGAAACAUCCCGUCUAUUUCCCGUAUAAAUGACACACAAAGCGCCCCGAUCAUUUGCGAGAAGAGCUUCGGCUGUGACGCGAUACCAGUCACGCCCUCGACUAUCACCCAAGCCCUCGACGAUACGGAACUGCUGCAAAUUAACCACGAAUGCGCCAAGCGCAUUGACGCCAACAUCGAGACCCUGAAGAAAGAAGUCGGCCUUACCGACAAAGACUUCAUCCACAUCCCUUCCCUGUUCAAGAGAAGCGAGCUCUUCGGUGACGACACUCAAUCUCGCAAGGUGGAUGCGUUCUUCCCAGGCGUCAUCAACAACCUCGUCCUCACUGGCUUCAACACCUCCAUUGGGCCCAACCCAUGGGGACCGUCUAUCAAUGGUACCGAUGUCUUUGCAGCAGCCAUCCGCAGAAAGUACGCCGAUAUCGGAAUUGACCUCGUCUUCAUUGACGACUGGAACUCCCACCAUAACUAUGGUGGAGAAAUUCAUUGUGGCAGUAACUCGGUUCGUGAUAUGUCGCAGGCAUGGUGGCGAAAUCAGGAUGGCUAGUGCUCUAUUAGCUGUGCUGCCUUGACUCUGUUCGACGAUGAGCCCUCUUGCCUGUCCUUUGUAAGUGACGUAAUGACAGAGUUGGUGAAUAGGUUUCUGUUGAUUAUAUUUUCCUUUCUCCCCAGAUGGUCGGUCCUCUGUCUUGUACAUACCAUGGCGCGACUGUGUCCCAU